AGACGACCGACCUCCCUCAUCGUCAACUAUCUCCCUCCAAACACCCCACGUCUAUCGGAUGCGCGGAAUAACGCGGCUUUGACGACAUGUCGCAGACACAGCAGGUCCGCCACGAGGACUCGAUUGAGACGCAGGAUCCUCACAACGAAGACGCCAAGAAGACAAAGAGCAGGAGGCCCGCCAAUACCGCGUUCCGGCAACAAAGGCUAAAGGCCUGGCAACCCAUUCUCACCCCGAAAACCGUCCUCCCUCUCUUCUUCAUCGUCGGCAUCCUAUUCGCACCUAUCGGUGGUCUUUUGAUAUGGGCUAGCUCACAGGUGCAAGAGCUUGCCAUCGACUAUACCGACUGCUUCACAAAGUCGCCCGAAACCCUAGCCAACCGUGAUCCUAAUAAAACAGAUACCACCGCCGUAAUGCCCGCCAGUCGAGUGACAUCGCAUUUCAAGACAGCGGGAGGACAACCACCCAAGUGGGGACAUGCCACUGAGAAGUACAAUUAUUCGUCGCAGGUCUCGCUAGAUACGAACGUCUGCGUACUCCAGUUCGACAUUCCCAAUGACAUUCAUCCUCCGAUCUUAUUCUACUAUCGCCUCACAAACUUCUACCAGAACCAUCGACGAUACGUCAAAUCCAUAGACACUGAUCAGCUGAAGGGAGAUGCCAAAUCCGCAAGCGCAAUCAACUCUGGAGACUGCGAUCCGCUUCAAUUGGACCCGGAGACUAAGCUGCCCUACUACCCUUGCGGAUUAAUCGCCAAUUCCCUUUUCAAUGAUACUUUCGAUAAUUUCACCGCUCAGACUCAGGACGAACACGGCAAAUUUCCAAUAUAUAACCUAACUCAGAAGGGCAUUGCUUGGAGCAGCGAAGCCGAUCUAUACGGGAAGACAAAGUAUACUGCCAAGGAAGUUGCAGUGCCGCCGAACUGGCGAUUGAGAUACCCGAAGGAUGGCUACACUGAUGAGCGGGGCAUUCCGGACCUUCACACGGACGAAGCCUUUCAGGUCUGGAUGAGGACAGCUGGUCUGCCUACCUUCAGCAAGUUGGCAGCGAGGAACGACCACGACGUCUUGAAGGCGGGUACCUACCGAAUCAAGAUUUGGGAGAAUUUUGAGGUCUCGGAAUACGGCGGCACGAAAUCCAUCCUGAUCUCAACGAGAACGGUUAUGGGCGGCAAGAAUCCCUUCCUCGGUAUCGCCUACGUUGUAGUGGGAGGCAUUUGUAUACUGCUGGGCGCGCUGUUCACAGCGACUCACCUCAUCAAACCAAGGAAACUUGGUGAUCAUACCUAUCUGACCUGGAAUAACGACCAGCCUAGCACUGCAACUGCAACCGGGCGGAGUGUCAGGCCGGGUGACUCGGCAUGAUGACAAGUGCCGAUCUGCGCAAGGUUGGAUGGGAGUCUCACGAAAAGAGGACUUAAGACUUUUAUUUCUGUUUCUUGUCUCUGCUUGAAUUAUACCGUUUCCUGGGGUUUUGGUGAUGUACUGUAGUAUGGGCAUUCACAAUCGGGCGUUUCGGAACUUCCUUUGCACAAAUAAGACCAGUAUUGUCAUUUCGUCUACGAAAACGUUCACGCAAGAGUCUAGGUGCUUAAGUCAACGCGAGGAGGAGGUCGAGACUCCGUUGAGAGGGAUCGAGAGUAAACAAGGGCCUUUGUUGCUGAAGGUUUAUAAGACAUCGUCAAGAACAGUACCGUU
Mytilinidion resinicola is the source of this 1697-nucleotide messenger RNA. RefSeq names its product Lem3/Cdc50. The transcript is spliced from 6 exons. NCBI's taxonomy places the organism in Eukaryota, Fungi, Ascomycota, Dothideomycetes, Mytilinidiales, Mytilinidiaceae. Bases 87 to 1364 code for a protein of 425 amino acids. Gene Ontology annotation, cellular component: endoplasmic reticulum; Golgi apparatus; plasma membrane. The record is from RefSeq and is a predicted model, not a curated record.